AUGUCCUUUGCUUCACAAGUCGAUAUGACGUACGGCGCCAUCGGCAGGCUGCUCCGCUGCCAAACCUCCAGAACCGUCCGUCAGUCUAUGAACAUCUUUGCGCAAAAACGCAACUGGUCAACAGCAGCUGUCCCUACCUGGACCCCGACAGCUUCAUCCGAACUCGAUACAUCCCUUAGCCGAUUCCGAGACCUCCUCUUCAUCCCACAUGCUCUCUCCAUUGAGCAACGACGAUUGAUAUACAAGCCCCAGAACGCCCAAAAGCUCAAGGAAAACCCGAUUACCGUGUACGUCGGCCCAGAUGAGGAACCAUAUGAGCUCCGCUCGAUCGACAAACAUUCACUCCCGUCGAAGCAGGACGCUUUGAAGGUGAUCGAUCUCAUGAAAGAGACUGGAAACUGGUCCAACUUUGUCCCGUUCCUCAUUGGGCUCCGUGAAUCCGGAUAUGUCCUCAAAGCGCAUCACCUCGAAUCGAUACUCGCAGAGGCCGGCUCGACGAAUGGUCUCGGGUAUUUCUCCGAGGCCGUCAAGCAGUCAGCGAAAACCGGCGUGACCAUCGGGCACGUCGAUGUUGCUCAGCGUCUGUUCUUCGAGCUCCAUGUACAAGCCCAAAAGAAUGAGUUCCAGGGUCCCAAGUUCGAAAAGACUUAUCGCCUUGCGUCACAGUUUGCUCGGUUGCUGGAGGCGCCGGAAAACGCGGCCCAAGAAUCGAAAGCCGAUCCCAAGCGGAAGCCAUCUAUCAUUGGAGUACUACUGGAGCUCAGCGCUGCCAACGCUGUCAAUAAUGGCAAGGUGGAUACAAAUGGCGAAGUCCGCGCUUACGCGCGACGUUUCCUCGCUAGCUGGAAAACGGGUUCUAUCAAGACCCCCGAAAACUGGGAUGGUGUCGACCGUCAGCUACGAGGGAUUGUGCCCAUUUACAAUGGAAUGAAGCUUGCCCUGGAAGUAAGUGGGGUUGCUAACGACCCGACGAUAGCACCAGCAUUCAAGGAACAGAUUAAAAUCCUGGGGGAGGUCAUUGCUGAAAGCAAGAUAUCUGUAUCGAGAGAAGCCCAUGAAACUCCCACAGCUGGUCUUUUGCAAGCCCGGGCACUACACAAAUAG
This is a messenger RNA of Aspergillus calidoustus, 1104 nucleotides long. The record is from the annotation of a GenBank genome assembly. NCBI's taxonomy places the organism in Eukaryota, Fungi, Ascomycota, Eurotiomycetes, Eurotiales, Aspergillaceae.